This is a messenger RNA of Hansenula ciferrii, 2514 nucleotides long. RefSeq names its product Ubiquitin ligase-binding protein. The transcript has a single exon. Gene Ontology annotation, biological process: protein polyubiquitination; protein monoubiquitination. The record is from RefSeq and is a predicted model, not a curated record. The coding region runs from base 1 to 2514 and encodes 837 amino acids. Gene Ontology annotation, molecular function: ubiquitin-ubiquitin ligase activity. Lineage: Eukaryota; Fungi; Ascomycota; Saccharomycetes; Phaffomycetales; Wickerhamomycetaceae. Gene Ontology annotation, cellular component: ubiquitin ligase complex.
AUGUCAAAGGUAGAGAACAAUGAAAUUAACAAUCAAUCAUCAAUACCACAACAUCCAACUAUUAGUCCAAGUCAUCAAGGCCAAAGUGGACAUCCUGGCUCCAAAAGCUACAGAAAUAAUGAACAAUUAAGCGCUGAUCAUGAAGAAGAAAAAUUUGAAGAAUUAGUUGAAGAAGAAAAUCAAUAUGGCCCUGAAGAUGAAAAGAUUGAUUAUUCAGAUAUAUUUUUGAGAGAAUCUAAAGAUUUCCAAGAAAUCAUGUCAAGAAUGAAUGCUGUUCAUAUUAAUGAUAAUAAAGUUCAAAAUACCUAUGUACCAAAUGUUGAUAUUAUUGAAAAAAACUUAGAUAAAAAAGUUCAAAAUAGGUUUGUAUUUGAUGUUUUACCAUCAUUUGAAAUGUAUCGCUCCAUUCAAUAUUCAACUCCAAGAUUAUCUCAUGAUGAUGCUGAUUUACGUGAUACACCACCAGAUUAUUUCAAUUAUGAAGGUGGUAGUGAACUUUCGCCAACUGGUACAGAUACUCCAUUAACUUCAAUUUCUUCAGCUCCAGUCUCUUCUGCAGUUGGUGGACAUAGCCACUUAUUAUCUUCUAUCACAAGACCUUCAAGCUCAAAUCCUUUAUUGACUACUCAAGAAUUUGAAAGAAAUAUGGUUGAUAAAUCUCAUACUUUAAGAAAUAUUAAUACUCCAAAUAUUGAUAUUUCAAUCCAUGUAACAAAAGAUGUUCCACAUGCCAAUGAAGAAGUUGAAUUAGAAUCCAUAUUGAAAGAAUAUACUUCAGGUGAUAUUGUCCAUGGUUAUGUAAUUGUGGAAAAUUUAACAAAUUAUGAACUACAAUUUGAUUUAUUCCAUUUAACUUUAGAAGGAACAACAUGUAUUGUUGAUUAUGAAAAUAAAAAGCAAAGUAUUAAAAGAUUUCUAUCGAUGAUUGAUAUGAGUGCUAGUUGGUCACAUGGUGGUAUUUCUCCUUCAUCAAACAUUGCAUUUGAAGUUUUAUCAACAGAUCAUGAAGGUUGUAUUUUGGGCUUUAGAAAUGAUCGUAUUUUAUCACCACGUACCAAGUAUAAGAAAUUUUUCACUUUUAAAUUCCCAUACAAGUUAUUAGAUACUACAUGUCGUCAUCAACAAGAAGUUCAUACAUUAUUACCACCAAGUCUUGGUGUUGAUACUGUUAAAAAUUUUGGUAAAUAUUCAAGUAUUGAUGUUAAUCCAUUAUUAAGUUAUGGUCAUUUAGGUUAUAGAGGUUCACCAAUCAAAACUCAUGAUUUUUCAGGUGAUAAUUUGUCAAUAUCAUAUGGUAUUAAUGCUAAAGUUAUUGGAACUUACCCUAAAGAUCCUACUAGAUUAUGUGUUUUAAAACAUCAAGAGUAUGCGUUAAGGUUUAUUCCAUUUGGAUUUGGUGUACCGUUAUUUUCUUCGGAAGAAGAAAUAAAAUCACUAUACUCAAAUAUGGAACAUUCUUUAGAAAUGGCUCAACAUGCUCUUAGGUUGAAUCAAGAAGGUAAUAGUAAAGAAGUUGAAGCUUUUGAAAUGGAAUUGAAGAAUAGACAAUUAUCAACAUUGGAUUAUAGACCUGAAACAACAAAAAAGCAUUCAUCAAAUGAUUAUAGUAGUUUCCCUAUUAGGAAUGAAAAAUUUGGUAAAGAAGAUUAUUAUAAAGUUGAAACAGUUUUGAAUUAUAUUAAGGAUAAAGAGGAUAAAAAAUCAAAUUUUUUAAACAAAUUAACGAAAAAAUCUAAAUCAGAAACAAGUGGUAAUAAUGGAUUAGGAAGUGGUCUUUUAAAAAUUUCAUCUAAAAUCCCCAAAGAUGGUUUACCAUAUCUAUCACCAAGUUUAUUAAGGAAAACUAAUGAAUUGAAUAAAUUAAGUGAAGUUGGUUUACAAAAUUAUGAAGGAUUAUCAUCAUCAUUAUCAAAUAAUGAAAAACAAAAAUUAUCAACAUUGAAAAUUAAAUUAAAAUUCAUUCCAUCAGAUAAUUAUCAUGGAAUGAUUCCUCCAAAAAUUAAAACUAUUAAGACUUCAUUAGUUGCAUGGAAUAUAACUUCAUCACUAGCUAUUCCAAUUAAAUUAUCUUCAAAUAUUUUAACAUCAAAAGAAGAUUUGAAUGAAAUUAAAAGUAAAUCUUUUAAAUAUUUCAAACAAUUUAAAGAUCUUGAAGAAAAAUUUAAAUUAAUUGAUAUGGAUAUAGAUCGUUAUUUUGAUAAGUUUUUAUUAACAGAUUUAGAAUCAAUGACUGAUUUAAAUAUUGAACCAUUUCAAAUAAAUCCUUUUAAACAAUCAAUAAUUAAUGAAACGGAAUGGGUUAAUAAUAAUAAUGAAACAAGUUAUGAAGAAUUAAUCAAAAUUAUUGAAUUGAAAUUAGAUUAUAAUGAAGAUAUUUCAGAAACUUUAUUACCAAAUUUUCAAACUUGUUUAAUAUCAAGAGUUUAUUGUAUUAAAAUUGAUUUUAAAUUUUCAAAUGGUCAAACUGAAAAACUUCAUAUUCCAGUUCGUAUUAGAAAAUUUGAUGAUUUUUAA